AUGGCAACGGUCAGUGAGGCGGAGGCGCCACAGCCUAGGAAGGUUGUCUUUGAUCUACCAACUGCAGAUGGUACAUCCCAAGCCACCGUUACUUUACAAGAAAAUGAAGAUGCCACCAAACCGCCCCUGCUACUCGACAUCACCAAACGAGCUCUCGACCCGCCAGAUAGUACAAACACACCACUCACCCAACGCGAAACCCACGUUAUCAUCUCCUUAGGAUCUGGUGCCCGCCAGGCAGAAAACUUCUUCAACAGCGUGGUCAAACCGAUUCUAACCGCCAUUCACGGCGAAGAUGGCGUAGCCAAGAUCAAAGUUCACACAACAACCUCAGCAACCAGCAUCUCAGACUAUACAAGCAACAUCUUGUUUCCCUCGGCAAACAACGGGACCCCCCUCCGCAUCAUCCUCCUCUCAGGCGAUGGCGGCAUAGUCGACCUAGUAAAUGGCCUCCUCUCCCCUCCCCAAAGCACAACCUACGCCUCCCCACAAGUCGUCCUCCUCCCCCUCGGCACCGCAAAUGCCCUCUACCACUCCAUCAACACCAAGCAGCAGCAGCCCUCAAACUGGGGCCUCGCCGCCCUCGCAUCCCCACACUCGGCGCCGCUCCCAGUCUUCACAGCAACUUUUUCCCCAGGCGCGCGCCUCCUCGUCGACGAAGCCCGUGCCGAGGAAGCACUCCCCAAAAACGAAAAGGGAGAGGGCCUUCUCCACGGCGCAGUCGUGGCAAGCUGGGGCAUGCACGCCUCUCUCGUCGCAGACAGCGACACCGCACACUACCGCCAAUACGGCGUCGAGCGCUUCCAAAUGGCCGCCAAAGAAGCUCUGUAUCCCGCUGACGGCGGUCCGCCUCACGCCUACAAGGCACGCAUCUCACGCCUCCUCCCGUCACCACAAAACGGCGAGGAAAAAUGGGUAGAGCUCGAGACUACGGAGCACAUGUACGUCUUGGCAACCCUCGUCUCGCAUCUCGAACGCCCGUUUUGCAUCUCCCCGGCCUCGGCCCCGCUAGACGGGAGCGUACGGCUUGUGCAUUUCGGCCCGAAGAGUGCAGAUGAGGCCAUGCGCAUCAUGGGGUUGGCGUAUCAAGGGGGCAAGCACGUCCAUGAUGCAGCUGUGAGGUAUGAAAGUAUUGAUGGGUUGCGCAUUCGGUUCGAGGGGCUCGAGAAGGAUGCGAGGUGGAGGCGCAUUUGUGUCGAUGGCAAGAUUGUGAGGGUUGACGAGGAUGGGUGGGUGGAGGUGAGGAAAGAUCAGGGGAAACGCGCGUUGGAUGUUGUUGUUGUCGCUGCUACGUAGAAAACGAAGAACAAUAGGUUUUUUUUUGUUCAAGAGAUAGAAUUUAUUUUCAUUACAAGGAAAUACCAUUACGUAUGUUGCAAAAACUACAAGGGAGGGGGAUAUCUAACCAAAAAAAAAACGCAAUUUGUGUGAAUCGUGAAAAAAAAACCCCCCGGUCGUAAAGCGCGUCUUUGUGUACUCAUUCCAAUGCCCU
Molecule: messenger RNA, 1492 nt
Organism: Bipolaris maydis ATCC 48331
Lineage: Eukaryota; Fungi; Ascomycota; Dothideomycetes; Pleosporales; Pleosporaceae
Product: ATP-NAD kinase-like domain-containing protein
Biological process (GO): sphingosine biosynthetic process; phosphorylation
Cellular component (GO): cytoplasm; membrane; intracellular membrane-bounded organelle
Molecular function (GO): lipid kinase activity
Source: RefSeq, a predicted model, not a curated record